This is a messenger RNA of Chrysemys picta bellii (western painted turtle), 954 nucleotides long. RefSeq names its product olfactory receptor 52E2-like. NCBI's taxonomy places the organism in Eukaryota, Metazoa, Chordata, Testudines, Emydidae. Gene Ontology annotation, cellular component: plasma membrane. Gene Ontology annotation, molecular function: olfactory receptor activity; G protein-coupled receptor activity. The record is from RefSeq and is a predicted model, not a curated record. Gene Ontology annotation, biological process: G protein-coupled receptor signaling pathway.
UCCUCCAUGUCAGAUUCCAACAAAACCGACUUCACCAACCCCUCCACCUUCAUCCUGCUGGGCAUUCCGGGCCUGGAGGUGGCCCAUGUCUGGAUCGCCAUCCCUUUCUGCACCAUAUAUACCAUAGCCAUCUUGGGGAACUUCAUCAUCUUGUUAAUCGUGAAGACGGAACCAAGCCUCCAUGGACCCAUGUACUAUUUCCUCUGUAUGCUGGCCGUCACUGACCUGGUCCUGUCCACGUCCACUGUGCCCAAAAUUCUGAGCAUCUAUUGGUUCAAUUCCAGGGAGAUCGAUUUCAGUGCCUGCCUCACCCAGAUGUACUUCAUUCACUGCUUCUUAGUGAUGGAGUCUGGGAUCUUCGUGGCCAUGGCUUUUGAUCGCUACGUGGCCAUCUGUGAUCCCCUCAGACAUUCCACCAUCCUGACAAACUCCAUGGUUGCCAAGAUCAGCCUGGCCGUGGUGCUGCGCGGCUUCAUGCUCAUACUGCCCUAUCCUUUCCUAGUGAGGCAACGGCCAUAUUGCAGAACCAACAUCAUCCCCCACACGUACUGCGAGCACAUAGCUGUGGUGAACCUGGCCUGCACCGACACACGUGUCAGUAGUUACUAUGGCCUCUUUGUAGUGUUCUGUGUGAGGGGUCUGGAUAUGAUUUUUAUCGCUGUGUCCUACACCCAGAUCCUCAAGGCCAUCUUCAGCCUCCCCACAAAGGAUGCCCGGCUCAAGGCUUUGGGGACCUGCAGCUCCCACCUCUGUGUCAUCUUAACCUUUUACAUCCCAGUUAUUUUCUCCUCCCUCACGCACCGGUUUGGCCACAAUGUGCCCCUGCAUUUCCACAUUCUCAUUGCCAACGUGUACCUCCUGGUGCCCCCCAUGCUAAACCCCAUCAUCUACGGAGUGAGGACCAAACAGAUCCGGGACAGGCUGCUCCGGCUCUUUACAAAUAAAGGGACUUAA